Molecule: messenger RNA, 3168 nt
Organism: Psylliodes chrysocephalus
Lineage: Eukaryota; Metazoa; Arthropoda; Insecta; Coleoptera; Chrysomelidae
Source: the annotation of a GenBank genome assembly
AUGGACACUAUUAAUGUAGGACUUCAAAAUGAAAGAGGUCAAGUUCAAGAUAUCAGUAUUGUAGACACAACUAGCUGGAAUUCACAAACUGAAGAAAUUGUGAAUAAUUCUACGCUGUUGUACAUUGCUGUUGAAUAUGUAAAGGAUUAUAAAGUGGAUGACGAUCCUAAUAGGACUGUAACUUCUCAAGAUGAAGUUUACGCAGAACUGGAUUCGCGGGUUAGCCCCCUGGAUCCUAAUAUGAGUUCUGUUGCUAGUUACAGUCCUAUAUACAAUGAUUCUUCUGCAGAAUAUAACCCUGUCAUAAUACACCAGCUUGUUACCCAGGAUGGGACCGUUCAAGGUGAUCAGUACAUUAGUAACCUGAAUGGGACAUCACUAGAUAAUAUACCCACAGUUCUUUGUAGUAAUGGUGUUAGAGGAGAAGUAGGAAAUGAAUAUUUACAAAUGGUAGAUCAAAAUGAAUCUGAUCUAGUUAAUGCAAAUUCUGAAGCUUUGCAGUUAGUACCAGAAAGAGAACAACAAAAAGUUGAACUCCUGAUCACCGAUGAGGCCACAGGUAUUUCCUAUAGCGUUGAUGCACAAGAACUUUUGGUAGAACCUUGCUUACAAGAUGAUCAACAUCUUUUGGAAUCUCUAGCACCUGAUCCAAUUUUGGAGUCCGAUCUUCUAACUUUGGACGAUAAGACUCUAAAAUCUGAAUUAAAUGAUGAUUUGGACUUGUGUUCCAAUGAAAUGGCAGCACUUAAUACACAGGCUGUGAAUAAUUACAUAAAUAAUUUGACAGAAAACAAAAUGACUAAAGUCAAUGAUGCUAUGGAUUAUCAGAAAGUAGUUACCAGGCAAAACAAUAAGCCUGAGAUAGAUCCUGAUGACCACUUGUUGUCCUGUGUUUAUAGUAUAACAGACAAACCAAUUUUAACCAGAGCUAGAGCUACUCUUCCAGAGUCUUAUCUGGUGUUUGGCAAGGCAAAUGAAGAAACCACCGUCAUUGCAAAAAAGUCCAUUCCAAAAAGAUCACAAUUUGGACCUCUCGAAGGUGUUCUUGUUACUGCAGACAACGAUCCAGCUGUGUUAAAAAAAUUAGAAGAAAAUAAAUUAAUAUUUUUGAUUGAAACUGAGGGUGUACUAUUUAGGAUUGACGUGGCAGAUGAAAAUCAUUCCAAUUGGAUGAUGUUUGUCAGACAGGCGAUGAGUUUCGAGGAGCAAAAUUUAGUGAUUUCUCAGGAAAAUAAUGCUAUAUAUUUUACCACCACGACAAAUAUUCAACCUAAACAGGAAUUAAAAGUAUGGUACAGCAAUGCUUACGGCCAGUUCUAUAAUCUUCCAGUGUUACAACCGAUUCAAGAACUAGCAUGGCCGUGUUACGAGUGCUCCUUUAAAUUUGAGUCUUCCGAAGAAUUACAAAAGCAUUUGGACACUCAUGACAAGGAAAAAGAUGAGAAUUCGAGACCGAAAAAAAAGAUUAUGCAUAGAAUUAAGAGAAAACUGUUAAAGAAUCACUAUGACGCCGUCGAAUGUCAGUUGUGUCAAGAAAUGUUUUUCCAAUACAAUUACAAUUCAUUGAGGUUGCAUGUUUUACAAAAACAUGAAAGAGCUAAGGGGACUGUUGAAGAAUAUUUUACAAUAGUAAACUUUUUUAAAUGCGAAGUUUGCUACAUAAGCUUCAAAUCCGAGGCGUUGUUGAAAAUACACAAUUUCAAACAUAAUCCGGACACUUCCGAAGAACAAAGGAACCACAUUUGUCCGGAAUGCCAGAAAAAGUAUCCGACCCAACGACAACUGGUGCUGCACGUGUCGCAACACGUCGUCGUUCCCAGUGGAGAAGUCAAAAAGAUCAAAUGCAACAUAUGUCACAGGAUUUUUUCGCAUCAGGAUCGUUUGCAGAAACACAUGAUUACGCAUUCAGACGACGCUAAACAGUUUCAAUGCAAAACCUGUAAGAAACGGUUUUUCAAUAACUCUGCUUUGGCGUGUCACGCUAAAACUCAUUACACUGAGAAGAAACCGUUCGAAUGUCCCAUAUGCAAAGACACUUUCGACCAUGUUCUCAAAUUAAAAUUGCAUGUGCCCAAUCAUUGCGAAAACAAUACUUUCACUUGUCCGCAUUGCCAUAAGAUCUUCAAAAAGUAUAGCAUAAUUAGAAAACACAUCCGAGCGUUCCACUGUGAACGGACACACGAAUGCACCAACUGUACGAAAAUUUUCCCCACUUUGGACAAACUGAAAAGCCAUCUUUUAAAACAUUCCGAUCACAGGGAAUUCCUAUGCGCCCAUUGUGGGAAGCAGUUCAAAAGGAAGGAUAAGUUGAAGGAGCACUGCAAGAAGAUCCAUUCGGAGGAAAGGGAGAACACCAUUCCUAACGUGCAGAAGAAAAGCGAGAAAGCCAGAAAGUUUAUGCCGAAAGUGGAGCCUACGGAUUUUCAUAGGUUCAUUUAUAAGUGUCACAGUUGUAUGGUCGGGUUCAAGCGUAGAGGAAUGUUGGUAAACCAUCUGGCAAAACGACACCCCGACAUACCACCCGAUUCCGUUCCCGAACUCAAUCUACCUAUCCUACAAACGACCCGAGAUUACUACUGCCAAUACUGCGACAAAGUGUACAAAAGCAGUUCGAAAAGGAAAGCGCACAUCUUAAAGAAUCAUCCCGGCGCCGCGCUACCUAUGAGCAACCGCAAACAGUCGACGUCGAUACAAGAGGUUUCCGGCCUUCCGAAUCCGACGUUUUCGCAAACUGUCGGCAGCAUCACCACCAGACCGCAGAACUGCAAGUGGUGCCACAAGCAGUACGCCAGCAAAGCGAAAUUACUGCAGCACCAACGGAAAAAGCACUUCGAUCUGCUGUCCGUCGAACCGUUGAAUUCGUCGAAAGAAGACGAAGAGCCUCAGAGGAAGGACGGCGAUUACGACGACAACGAAAUGAUUAUGGACAAAAUUGACGGCGGUAAGAAAGAUAAUAAUAGCGAUGCCGUGACGGAAUUCGAUAAGGUCGUUGAGAAUAUGAUGGGCGGCGGCGAUUUGGAAACUUAUAAUUUAGAGGAGGAGGCGCAGUACUGUCAUCUGCCGAUCAACGAAACUGACAAUUUCAUCGAAUCUAGCGAAUUGGAGAAUCCCAAUUCGCAGUUGUAUCGGUUGUUGACGACAAAUAAUGGAAUGUUGCCGCCGCGCUGA